AUGUCGUCUGGGGACUUGGGAGACUCUCCAUUGUCAGCCAGUGAUUUUCGCACUUAUAAUCGCAUGGCGGAGCAAAUGGAAGGAUUUCAUGGCCAUUUCCGUUUAAUAUGGAACCAGCUUUGGGAGGCUUGUGAAAGCUCUGGAAAACGGAGACUCUCAUCCCGCCAGAUGAUCACGAUAGGCCUUCAAUUCUGCUCGCAAUUGGAUUUCCAUCACUCCAUCGAGGAGCAACAUAUAUUCCCCGUAUUGGCGAAAAGGAUGCCUGAGUUUCGAAAGGAGCUCGAGCUAUUAAGUCAGCACAGACAAAUCCAUGCGGGACUUGAGAAACUUGAGAAGUAUCUUGAGCAGUGUCGGACCGGCGAGGAAGACAUGCGCCGCGAAGAGGUGAAACGGUUGAUGGAAGGGUUUGGAAAGGUUCUGUGGACGCACUUGGACCAAGAGGUUCAAACUCUUGGAGCUGCCAAUAUGCGCAAGUUCUGGUCUCUCUCCGAGAUGCGUCAUCUUCCUAUGUGA
Messenger RNA from Penicillium egyptiacum, 513 nucleotides. The record is from the annotation of a GenBank genome assembly. NCBI's taxonomy places the organism in Eukaryota, Fungi, Ascomycota, Eurotiomycetes, Eurotiales, Aspergillaceae.